AAGAGAAACAAGAGAGAAAAAAAGAAAGGGAAUACCCACGCAAAAAAGUCCAAACGCUAGGCCACCGAAGCCGUUGGUGCUCUCAGAGAAGAGAGAGAGAGGGAGAGGGUGAGGGAGGAGAGAGAAGAGAGCCGUUGGAGCUCUCAGACAAAGAAGAGAGAGAGAGGGGGGGGGAGGAGAGGAAGCGAUGGUGGAAAUCCUCCAAACUUUUGUCCAACGAAGAAGCACCUUCCGGGAAGCAAUUAGCAGCAGCUCAGAGGCUUCCUACGGUUUCCUGCCUACCUUUUCCCAUUCUCUUUCCAAAAUACCCCUCUACCAUCCUUCCUUGAUGGCGGCCGCGUGCCGUCACUAGGAAAAAGGCGUCGUUAAGGGUGGGUAAAAGAGCUUUUGUUGGCUCCAUUUUGACUCUUUGAUAGAUAUCUCGGAUCAUUGGGGGUCUUAGCCUCUCGAUUGGAGGAAAAAAUGGAGAAAAGUUUGGAGCCUGAUGGGUAGUUUGAGUGCUAAGAGAUUGUGGGCUGGGAUUCAGUUGCGUUCAAGGGAGGGAAAAGGAGGAGGAGUGUAUUUGGAUAUCUUGUCUUAAUGGAUAAAAGCUAGAAAGCUGAUGACUUUAGAAGGUUUUUGAUGAAUUUGAUGCUUGUAAUUAGUUAAAAAAACGAUUUCUUCCCUUCUUUUUGAGUUGUACGUCAAUAAUUGGUCAACAAAUAUGGGAAUCUGAGAAAACAGAGUGGCAGUUCUCUGAAUUCAGUGUUUUUAAUGGUGAUUGAUGGCAUAUAUGGCUUGAAAUUGAUUGAAGAAGAAAAAAAGGAGCUUUUGUUGCUGUUUGGAAUCAAACUGCAUGUAUGGAAGUCAUUUACACUUUACAGGACUCCUUUAAAUCUUCAGUGUAAAGAUGUUGCUUUGAUUAGCUUUCUUGCUUUUCUUUGAAGGUUUCAAUUUGGAAUUUUCUUCAAAGAUUCAGGGAGAGUGGAAUUUGGAUUUGGUUUCCGUGCCUCUGUUGCCAUGGGUAGAGGAGGUUUGGUUUGAGGCCAUUGCUUUUUCUUUGAAGGGUGGGUGCAGCUCCCUAAAGCCUUGCGUGGGACGCGGUGGCUUUUAUUGGAUAAAGGGAGAAAGGUGUGGAGCUAUGUCUAUGGUGGAAGAAAAGUUUUGAUUCCUUUCCCCAGAAGAGAACAAAAACAGCUUAGAUUCCAUAACUUUAGCUGUUGGGAUGGGAGAAACCUCUUGAAAUUGGAAGUUGAGGCCUUCUUGUCCUUCUUCUGCCAGACUUGCCAUUGGAACAGUUCUUCCUUGCCAUUCUGAUUGCAUUCAUAGUCCAAGGAGCCAAGGGCCAUUGGUUCAUGAUGGCAAAGGGAUCUUACAAGCGAGCUGCACGAUCUAAGGACAAUGCAGGUUGUAUGUGGGGUUUGAUUAGCAUGUUUGAUUUCCACCGGGGUCAUUCAAGUCAGAAGUUACUUGCAGAUAGGAAACAUGGGAGUGGUGGACAUGUUGGCACCAGAUAUUCAAAAAGUGUGCUUGAUUCUCAUAGCAAUUCCAAGGAAAAACAAGAAAUUGAAGAUGGUUUUGAUGACAAUACAGAAGAAACAGCCAAUUCGGGUAUGCCUAGUGUCAAAAAACUCAUGGAGGAAGAAAUGUCAAGAAAACAUUCCCCAAAGAAGAUUCCAAGUGAUGAUGUCGAACGGAUACUAUCUGACUUGGGACACAAGGUCCAUCUUGAGAAGAACCAUAAAAAAACAAGCAAGAAUCAGAAAGAAAACUCACAUCUUCAUGUCAAUGAUCCGAAUGCUCCCACAAGCUUGGAUUGUCAUAUGAAUUCCAUGGAAAGAUCUUCCCUCAAUUUCGACUUGGCUGCAUUUUUGAUUGAAUUCUAUGGUUACAACAAUAGAUGCCAAGAAAUGCAUGCAGAUUGUAAAAGUAUGAUUAGUUCAAGUCCUUCCUUAGAAGCUAUUGAUCUUUGGAAGCAUUAUCAUCAUGAUGAACCAGAUUCCCAAAGUGAACAGAAGAAAUCUAUUCUUCAAAAUGCACUGGGCAAAGUAGCAGAGGCUAUUUUAAAUCAGAAGCUUGUUGAAACAAAACAGCUCACUGGCAAUAGGGCAGCCCAAUCUGAAGAGUUCAUCAAUGCAUUAGAGAUAUUGAAUUUGGACAAGGAAUUAUUUUUAAAACUUCUUCAGGAUCCAAAUUCACUUUUGUUAAAACAUAUUCAAGAUCUUCAGAAUACUCAAAUCAAAAAACCAUCUAAGCUGGAACAUGGUCAAAAUUUAGAAGGAAUUGAAUUGCUGGAAGAAGAGACUGGCAGUUUAGGGCAAUGUGAAGAAUCUGUCAAUAAUAAAGCAUUUCACAAACAAAGCAAACAUUUCUUUAGAAGGAAGAAUAAGUCAAAAGGAAUGGGGCCACGGGAAGGAAAUGUGAGUUCCCAGGAUUUAAACACAAUAGUUGUUCUGAAGCCCAGCCCAGCGAGAUUUCAAAAUCCCUCGAUCAUGAUCAGUCCAAGCUCUUCCACACAACCACAUCAUAGCUUGAACUGUAAAGAGCAUGGUCAAAGAGUCACAUCUCAUUUUUCUCUUAAAGAAAUCAAAAGAAGGUUGAGACAUGUUAUUGGUGAAAACAAAAAGGAACACCAUUUGAUCUCCAAUAAUGGCGAUCUACCCAAAAUAUCGAAUCGAUCCGAAGCUUCAGGUGAUACAGGUAAACAGAUCACAAAUUUGGCAAGUAAAACUCCCUGCAAUAUUGAUGACGGUUCCCGAUCCUCUGCCAUUUCCAAGAAAACAGACAAUAAAUUCAGAUCCAAAGAAUGUCAACUUAAUGUCAAGAGUGAUCUCGCUCCCUCCAGGGUUGGAUCUUUGUUCUAUGAAGAGGCCAAGAAGCACCUUGCCGAGAUACUACAUACUGGAGAUCAAAUCAAUAAUUUGCCAAGCAGUCGUGGCUCAAAAUCCUUGGGAACGAUCCUUAAUCUGCCAGAAUAUGUGUUAUCUCCUAGAUUUAGCCCUGCAAGUGACAAGGAGUUUGACUUGUCACCUAAACAAACAUUAUUGUCCCCAUCACGGCAGUUCAAACAAGAAGAUGCUGCCAAUCAUUUAAGCCCAUCAAGACAGAAUUCUGAAAUUACAGCAUGCAACACUAGCAAUCAAUUUGAUGAAACACAAGUGCUUGAGUCAAAGCCAGAACUCACUGGUACACAAAUGCAGAAGGAAAAUUGCACUCGGGAAUACUUAAAUCCAAAAGAAAUUAUGGAAGUAGCAGAUGCUGAAUUCUUGGAAGGGUGUAACCUUAUGGUUCAACUUUCAGAAUCAUAUAGCAGUGAACCUAUUGCUAUUGGUAAAAUAUUCAAUGAAGAAGGUCCAGAGCUGAAUUCAUCAUUGGAGAAGCCACAACCAACGACCCCAUCCAUAUUUAUCUUGCCUAGAUCUUUUGAAAGCAUCAGCGAAAAGCAAGACCGACCAAGUCCUGUAUCUGUUCUUGAACCAUUCUUUUCAGAAGAUAUUAUCAGCCCAGAAAGCACAACUGUUGAGCAAACUGAGUUGCCAAUACAGCCUCAAGAGCUACAUUUUGAAGAAAAUGAUAGUUCUUCAGUAGUUCUAACAUCAUCUGAUUCUGAAGUCAAUCGAAAUUUUCAUCUGGAUGACAAAAUUGCAAGGUUUGCAUACAUAAAAACCAUAUUGGAAGUCUCAGGCUUAAGCAUGGAUGGCAUUUUGAAAGAAUGGAGUCUGAAAGAUCAGUUCCUUGGCCAAUCUUUGUUUGAUGAAGUAGGAACCUCAUAUGGUCAAUUGCAGAACAAUCCAAAGCUUCUCUUUGAUUGCAUAAAUGAAGUUCUCAUGGAGAUGCAGGAGAGAUUUUUCAGAUGCACCCCAUUGGCAUAUUUUAUCAAGCCUAAUGUUCAGCCAGUUCCAUUAGGUGGGCAUUUUGUCCAAGAAGUGAGCAAAGGCAUUGACUGGCAUCUGCAAAUGCAGUCUCCAAGCACAUUAGCUGAGAUAGUGCAAAAAGACUUGGAUGGUCGAAUCUGGAUGGACCUCCGGUUUGAAACUGAAGGCAUUUGUAUUGAGAUAGAAGACACCCUCUUAGAUGAUUUAAUGGAAGAAGCUGUUUAUGAGUUCUGGUUUGAGCCUUGAAUUUGCUAAGAGCCCUAUAUUAUUCACAGUCGAAGAUAAACGAGCAAGUGCAAUCACAGGUAACAUGACACAAAUAAAGUUCUUCAUCCUUUGUCUUUGCGACCGGAGAAAAGAAGGGGUGGAAAUAAUUGUUCCUUUCUAGUGAACUGUUGUUGUGGAUUUGGUAGGCUCAAUAGUUUUUUUUUCUUUUUUUUUCCCAUGUGUUUCCCACUGUAUCAGUCACAGAUAUGACACCCCAAAGUAUCCUAGUGUAGCAUUUGCUGCUAACUUUAGGUCGUUUUUUAAACCAUUGUGGAAAUUGGAGGAGCUUGUAGUAUAUGUAAAUCAGUUUCAUCACUGGUACGACUGAGAAUAACCCGGAAAUGAAGAUAUCGGCUGUUGUGUUCUAUAUGCACACUGGUUUAUUAGUUCUCCAAAGCUGUUAACUGGUUAUUGCUAGUGUUGAUUA
This is a messenger RNA of Elaeis guineensis (African oil palm), 4548 nucleotides long. The record is from RefSeq and is a predicted model, not a curated record. NCBI's taxonomy places the organism in Eukaryota, Viridiplantae, Streptophyta, Magnoliopsida, Arecales, Arecaceae.